UCAACCCUUCUCCGUUUCCUCCAUUCCACAAAAAGAAUCCCCUUUUCUUAUCAUCCAUGCAUAAUUCUCAAUUUCUCUCCGGAAUUUUCUCCCCUUCACAAACCCUCCUUUUCGAUCCCCAAUUACCUCAAAUCUCCCAUCUUUCUGACCAAUUCUAACCAAAUUUCAGAUAAAAUGGAUAAUCAAGAAGAGGAUUUAUCAUUAGCAAUCAUCAACAUGCCGAAAUUUCAUCUCACAAAUGGACCUUCUCUACCUUUAUCAUCUGGGUGUUUCGAGAUUCGUCUUUUCUACGUCCGGGUAUCUCCUUGUGCAGCGGAAAGCGUACCUGACCAUCUAACGAUUCGUCAUCUUCCUCGAGAAAUUGGCGUUUCGCUUGAGAUUAACGGGGUUCGAUUGCCGGAAUCGGAGAUGGGUUUAUUGACUCUUAGGAGAGAUCGGCUUGAUAAGGAAUCGUCUGAGGUUACGUAUGUGAGUACUGAUUGUGUUAAGGUUACGGGUGCGGUUGAAUUUGAGGUUUGUGAGGAGGAAAUGAUGAUAAUUUGUGGUUCAUUGGAGAGAAUGGAUGCUGCUUGGAGUAAUGGAUCUGUUGGUAAUGAGGGUGAUCUUAGUACAGGGUGGAGUAUGGAUUGUUAUACGGCUGCUUCAAUUACAACAGGUGGAUCUGCUUUUCUUCAGCCGAAAUUUGGUAUUUCUGCUCCUUCUUUUGAAGUUUAUAUUGCUGGUUGUUGUUCGGCUGUUCCUGUUAUCUUGACAAAGAUGAUUCAGAUAAGUCCUAGGCGUAAACCUACAAGGCAUCUGGCGCUUGAUGCUAUUCCUGAAGAUGUUGAAAUUGGGAAAGCACAAGAUCGACACAAUGGGUUGGUUCAGAGAAAAUUGCAGAUAACUGAGGUAGAUGUGGACAAUUACGAAACAGAUGGAAAAGUUUACAACAGUUACUACUCAGAAGAAAUGUAUACAGGCGAAGAUGGGCAACUAUCGUGGUUCAAUGCAGGUGUAAGGGUUGGGGUUGGUAUAGGUCUUGGAAUGUGUUUGGGUCUUGGUAUAGGUGUUGGACUUCUAAUGCGAUCAUAUCAAGCUACUACCAGCAAUUUGAGGAGGAAGUUCUUCUGAACUUAAUUACUCAUGUUUGAAAUCCGAUAAACAAAAACAAAAAACACCCCAAAAAGCUUUUGGGACUCGUGAGAAUGUGGAAGUCCUUUGAAAAGAACCAUAGAAGGCUAGUUUGGUAAAUUUAGAGGAAAAGGAAUGUGGGGUGUUUGAGAGAUUUGUGUACAUGUUGUUGGUUGGUUGGUUGGUUGGUUUGGUUGGUGGGUAAAUAUUCUUGGAAGUUUUGUUUGUACAAAGUCUCUAGUUGUGGUCUAUAAGAGGAAAUGUUAUUAUGAGUGUAGGGUAUGUUUCCUUUGUUGGGUUUUUUUGACAGUUUCUUGAUCACAUGUUUGUGAAAGAGAUGUAGUCAUGUGGUUAUAUGGUGUAAGAUAAGUAAAAAGAAGAAGAUGAAAAUGAAGAAAAGUUUGCAGUGGUCAAUCAGUUUUGGUGAAAUAUGUAAUAAUUCUUACAAUUUAUGAGGAUUUGUGCAAUAAAGCUUGCUUCAUGUUGUGUUUUGAA
Messenger RNA from Impatiens glandulifera, 1605 nucleotides. RefSeq lists its product as uncharacterized. The record is from RefSeq and is a predicted model, not a curated record. NCBI's taxonomy places the organism in Eukaryota, Viridiplantae, Streptophyta, Magnoliopsida, Ericales, Balsaminaceae. Bases 175 to 1110 code for a protein of 311 amino acids. The transcript is spliced from 2 exons.